This is a messenger RNA of Australozyma saopauloensis, 690 nucleotides long. RefSeq lists its product as uncharacterized. The record is from RefSeq and is a predicted model, not a curated record. The transcript has a single exon. The coding region runs from base 1 to 690 and encodes 229 amino acids. Gene Ontology annotation, molecular function: phosphatase activity. Lineage: Eukaryota; Fungi; Ascomycota; Pichiomycetes; Serinales; Metschnikowiaceae.
AUGGACGGAACCCUCCUCAACACCGAGGAUAUCUACACCGAGGCAACCACACAGGUGUUGUCCCGGUAUGGAUUAGGUAAACUCACGUGGGAUAUCAAGCUUGAUCUCCAGGGGCGGCCAGGGCAUGAGGCCACCAAACGUCUUUUGGCUCACUACAAGUUGGACGUUUCGCCCGAGGAGUUUUCGGCACAAACAACGGAGGUGCAAAACAAGUUGUGGAACUCGGCGCAGUUCUUGGACGGUGCACUUGAGCUUCUCCAGGCUCUCAAGCUGAGAAACGUUCCCAUGGCCUUGGGAACCAGUUCUGCCAGAGACAAGUAUUUCCAGAAAACGGCACUUCAUCGCGAGGCGUUUGAAAUGUUUGGCACUCAUGUAGUCACCGGCGACGAUCCACGUAUUCCACCAGGAAGAGGCAAGCCUGAGGCCGAUAUUUGGCUUGUGUGCUUGCAGAGUCUCAAUGAGGAAAGAGUGGCCGAGGGACUCGAGCCCAUUGCGAUUGAGGAGUGUCUCAUUUUCGAGGAUGGCAUUCCCGGAGUGAUUCUGGGCAAAAACGCCAACGGGCACGUCAUUUGGAUUCCUCAUCCAGAGGCGGUAGUAGCAUUAGACGGGAAGGAGUUAGAGAUUCUUCCUGAGAAGGGAGAGCUUCUUGCCUCGUUGCGGGACUUCGAUGCUGAAAAAUACGGACUUUAG